Messenger RNA from Drosophila simulans, 383 nucleotides. Its product is annotated as protein new-glue 3. The transcript has a single exon. The record is from RefSeq and is a predicted model, not a curated record. Lineage: Eukaryota; Metazoa; Arthropoda; Insecta; Diptera; Drosophilidae. The coding region runs from base 99 to 368 and encodes 89 amino acids.
AAGCCUAAUCGCAAUUCACUAAAUCACUACACUUGCUUGCACCACCGCGAUAAGGUUUUGAUUCCAUUAUCAGUUCCCAAUAUUUCCAACAAAACAAGAUGAAGUACCUGUUCGUAGUUGCCCUUGUUGCCCUGGCCAUCCAGGUGGCUUCCUCUGCUACAACUACAACCACUGAUGCCACCACAACAACCUCUGCGGCAACAACAACCACUGCAGCUUCAACCACGACGACAACCGCCUCUUCCACCCACAAAAAGCGUUGUUGGAGGGGCAACAACUGGUGCCACACUCGCAUCCCCAAGAGGAAGUGCAAGCACCCAAGGAGGUGCCACAAGACCGUCGUCAUUGUGACCCACAGAAAGAACUAAAAUCCAUUUGACUAU